AUUUUUUUUCUCUUUUCUAGCUCCUCAUUCAACUUCUCCUCUGGACAUUUCAAACACAGCUUAGAUUUAACAGGGGUAGGGUUUUGCAGAGAAUAAGGGGUUUGCAGGAUGGAUCCGGAGAAGGCUUCACGACUGCAAGAAGGCAUCACUUUGGUUCUUUCUCGAUGGACUGCCCUUCAGAUGGCCGUCCAAAAUGAAUGGGGUGGCCCUCACUCUCGCUUCAAAUCUGAACAACUCGCCGCCGAUAUCUUCUCUUGGCUCACCCAAUCCAAAGAGCCACUGUAUGCUGAUGACUUAGAGGAUAUGCUUGAUGAAUUUAUGCUCUCCCUAAAUACUGAGAUUGCAGAUGGCAGCGUUGAGGAGAUAGCAGAGAAAUUAAUGAUUAUGCAUGAAGAGUGCUUGGAAGGUAACUUUAAGUCUGUUCAAGUACUAAAGGAAACCAAUCCUCCAAAUGGCACUGUUACUUGUAUCAGACAGGGUGGCAGUGAUGACGAGGAGGACGAUGAUGAUGAUGAGAGUGCCAGGGAGGAGGAUGCUGUCGAGAACCAGCCACAUGUAAAUGAAGAUGAUAUGGCAGUGGAUGAACCAAGGGUUAAUGAGAAAUCUAAUACAGAAGAUGGAUGGACGGUAGUGUCCUCUAGGCGGAACAGAGGAAAAAGGAACUAGGCUGCAUCAUGAAGGCCAUGCAUUGUUGGAGAAGGAAGAAGUCAGUUGUAGAAGAUGUGGAAAGAUUACCUCCAAAUCAUAUGCUUUUCAUCUUGUUCAAGUGCAGAAGAUGUGAUGAAAUGGUUAUGGAGAGGUUAUGCGAACUGAGUUCAGUAUGUAAAUGAAAAGCUGAGUUGAAACUUGAAAGCUUUCAUUUCUCCAUUUUUAACCUAAAAUUUCAUUUGUUUUGACUUUUGACAUUUAGCUGGGAACUGUCUAAAUUACACAAAAUGGGGAGAGAUGAUUCUGAAACUUCACUUUUUAGAGAUUACACCAUUUAUUCA
Molecule: messenger RNA, 989 nt
Organism: Diospyros lotus (date-plum)
Lineage: Eukaryota; Viridiplantae; Streptophyta; Magnoliopsida; Ericales; Ebenaceae
Exons: 5
Coding region: 109-666 (185 amino acids)
Biological process (GO): maturation of SSU-rRNA from tricistronic rRNA transcript (SSU-rRNA, 5.8S rRNA, LSU-rRNA)
Cellular component (GO): nucleus
Source: RefSeq, a predicted model, not a curated record